Messenger RNA from Sinocyclocheilus grahami, 3838 nucleotides. RefSeq names its product integrin, alpha 11b (gene itga11b). Gene Ontology annotation, molecular function: integrin binding. Gene Ontology annotation, cellular component: external side of plasma membrane; integrin complex. Lineage: Eukaryota; Metazoa; Chordata; Actinopteri; Cypriniformes; Cyprinidae. Gene Ontology annotation, biological process: cell adhesion mediated by integrin; integrin-mediated signaling pathway; cell-cell adhesion. The transcript has 30 exons. The coding region runs from base 1 to 3399 and encodes 1132 amino acids. The record is from RefSeq and is a predicted model, not a curated record.
AUGUUCAGGCGCAUUUCUGGGCGGUGGACCUGCUUUAAUAUUGACACCAGACAUGCAAAAAUCAUCAAGGGUUCGAAGGAGGCUCAGUUUGGAUAUACGGUUCAACAACACGAGGCAGACGGGCAGAAAUGGCUCCUGGUUGGAGCUCCCUUUGAGAGCAGCGGUGAACACCAGACAGGUGAUGUCUACAGAUGUCCACUAGACGGCAAACCCGCCACAAACUGCACGCGACUGCAUUUAGAAAAGGUAUCCCUGAACAACGUGUUUGAACGCAAAGAGAAAAUGAGGUUGGGAAUGACUCUCACCUCCAACCCAAAAGACAACAGCUUUGUGGCAUGUGGGCCGCUGUGGUCGUACGAGUGUGGAAGUUCCUACUACAGCACAGGCAUCUGUUCAAGAGUCAACAGCAGCUUCGACUUCACACACAGCAUCGCUCCAGCCUUUCAAAGAUGCGAGACCUACAUGGACAUAGUGAUUGUGUUAGAUGGAUCCAACUCCAUCUACCCCUGGUAUGAGGUUCAAGAUUUCCUGAUUAAUGUGCUACAGAAGUUUUACGUCGGUCCAGGACAGAUCCAGGUUGGGGUGGUCCAGUACGGUGCGAGAGUGGUGAACGAGUUUCGGCUGGAUGAUUUCCGUACGGUUGAGGAGGUUGUAGCGGCAGCUAAGAAUAUCGACCAGCGAGGCGGCGAGGAAACACGCACGGCUCUCGCGAUCAGUGAGGCUCGAACACAAGCAUUCAAACACGGAGGUCGCCCAGACGCCAAGAAAGUCAUGAUUGUCAUCACUGAUGGAGAAUCACACGACAGCCCAAACCUACGGAAAGUCGUGGAGGAAAGUGAGAAGGAUAAUAUCACCUUGUAUGGUAUUGCGGUUCUUGGCUACUAUAAUCGGCGAGGGAUCAAUCCUGAAGCUUUUCUGAGGGAAAUCAAGUUCAUCGCCACCGAUCCUGAGGAGCACUUCUUCAGCGUCACUGAUGAGUCUGCACUCAAGGAUAUCGUCGAUGCUCUGGGAGAGAAGAUCUUCAGCUUGGAAGGCACCAACCAGAACGGUACGGCCUUUGGUCUGCAGAUGUCUCAAGCUGGAUUCUCCUCACAUAUCGUAGAGGAUGGUAUUCUGGUCGGUGCCGUUGGGGCAUAUGACUGGAACGGAGCUGUUCUGAAAGAGACCCGUCAUGGUAAAGUCAUCCCACCCAAGUCCUCGUACAUGAAAGAGUUCCCAGAGGAACUGAAGAACCAUGGAGCAUAUCUGGGGUACAUGGUGUCAUCAGUCGUCUCGGCUCAGCACGGUCAGCUGUAUGUCGCUGGAGCUCCUCGAUUCAACCACACGGGGAAAGUUGUCAUCUUUACGCUGACCAACAGCGGCAACCUCACCAUACUGUACUCACUCUACGGACAGCAGAUCGGAUCGUAUUAUGGAAGUGAGCUGGCACCGAUUGAUCUGGAUGACGAUGGAUUGACGGAUCUUUUCCUUGUCGGAGCUCCCAUGUACUUCUUCAAAGGGUGGGAGAAAGGCAGAGUUUACAUCUACACCAUCACCUUACAGGGCUCUUUUAUACCAGAUGGGACUCUUGGACCAUCAGAAAAGACCCAUGAUUCUCGGUUUGGCGCGGCCAUGUCCACUCUUCCGGACUUGAAUGGCGACGGCUUCAGUGAGCUGGUAGUGGGUGCACCACUGGAGGACAAUCACAAGGGAGCCAUCUAUCUCUUCUACGGCCAACAAAACAGCAUCCAACCCAAAUACAAACAGAGAAUAGCCGCUGGUGACAUCUCUCCAGGCCUCCGUUAUUUUGGCCGCAGUGUGCAUGGGAUGAUGGAUUUGAAUGGAGAUGAGCUCAUAGAUCUGUCUGUGGGCGCUUUAGGCGCCGCAGUUCUGCUUUGCUUAGAUGUUGCUAUUGUUGACAUUGAGAUGUUGCUUUUCUGUUCAGCGCUGAGGUACAGCUUUGGUUUCGAGGAGAGCAGAUAUUUCCCCAGAGCCGUGUUGGACAGCACUGAAGAGCCGCAGCCCCAUGACGUCACCCUGCGGCCGGACUUGGAUUACUGCCAGCAAGUGUAUUUCCAUGUUCAUGAAGUGACCGAUUACACGCGACCCCUGAUCUUCAGUGUUACCGUAGGCCUGCAGAACGCAGAUGAAGGGCCGGUGCUGGACGACGGGUGGCCCACCAGUCUGCAGUCAAAGCUACCAUUCUGGAACGGUUGUGAUAAUGAUGAUCAGUGCAUUCCCAACCUCAUCCUGCAGAGCAGCUCUGACCUAUUAGAUCGCAGGCAGUUCUGCGGGCGACGCGAGCGCUCCUCGUGGCCGCCAUGUGUCCAUCAGAGAACGAGCAGCGAGCGUCUGGUGGAGGCCAGCCGGAGGAAAGUGCUGGUGGAGGCGCGUUUAGAGAACCGGGGAGAAAAUGCGUACGGCACGAUCCUACACAUCACGCAUUCUCCAAACCUCCAGUUCUCCAGUCUGGUGCUGAAGGCACCUUCAGACAUUGCAAUCGAGUGUCCAAACUCUGAUGAUAUGAGCCUCUACCGAACCUGCAACAUCAGCGUGCCGUUCAUGAGGUCCUUUGCUCAGGUGUUUUUCCGACUGGAGUUUGAGUUCAGCAGAUCUGUCUUCUUGAACUACGUCCAGAUCACUCUGAGGGUCUCCAGUGAAGGUCAAGAAAUGUCUCCAGAGGACAACAUCAAUGACAUAUAUCAUAAUCUGAAAUAUGAAGCUGAUAUUCUCUUCACAAGAGAUUCCAGCCCGUCCCGUUUUGAGAUCAGACCUGAGCUUGGCCAGAGCCUCCCUGUUGGGACCGGACCGCCCUUCAAUCUCUCUUAUCAGAUCCAAAAUCUCGGCAUGUUUCCCGUAUCUGAGCUUCUCUUCACGUUAAACGUCUUUGCUGUGACCAGAAAUGCAAACGCUCUCCUGCGCCUCUCAGACUUGGAUAUUGAUCAGACGGCUGGCUCACACUGCAACGCUCCACGUGUCAUUACCGCCGGCUCAUCCUCUCAGGAAGAUCUCUCCCUCAACCCACACAUGAAUGCAUCCACCAGCGACACGUUAUUAGCGCAGUGUAGAAUCAACCUGUUUCCCCAAGGAGACGUUAGCAUCACCGCGACAGGAUGGCUCAAUCUGCAUUCUUUAUUAGCUGUGAAAUUUAAACGCUUAGAUCUGGUAAUGACGGCUGUAGUUGAGUUGAGCCCUUCAAGUCCGAUGUUCCUCCACGAGGAACGACCCAUGAGACACAUAAUCCUGGAGAUUAGGAAGGAGGAAGAUUACCGGAUUCCCAUCUGGGUGAUUGUUGGGAGCACAUUGGGAGGACUGCAGCUUCUGGCCCUGCUUGUACUGGCCCUCUGGAAGCUUGGAUUCUUCAGCAGGCGAAAGAGGGAAGAGCAGGCGACCAAUGAGAAGACAGCAGAGGAUCGGUAAUGCCGCCGCAACCUCCUCAGCCAAUCACUCAGGGACUCUCCAGACACGGGUGUGUGUCAGCCAAUCAGCUCCUCUCGAGCACUGCCACGCCCUCCUGCAGUCCGAUGCAGAACCAAUCAGCUCGCUUCCCCUGGCCGUGCUGCCAAUUAAGACAGAAGAUGUGAAGAUGCGGUUUAUGAGGAAGAAAUUUCACGUAGUAUGAGACUUUGGAAACAGGUGGAAAGUCCUAGUCAACGGAAGAAAAAACACUAAUGAAGAGGCUUCGGGUUGAACCAUUUUGAGAGGUUUUGGUGCUGAUAAAUUUGUUGCAUUUCACGAAACAAACCUCAGAUUGUGGAACAGAAUCCUAAGACUUUUUUUGUUUGUUUGUUGCAGCGUAAAUUCAAGCGGUUGCACUUGCACAUUGUAAAGAAUUUUGAACUUGAACUGUGUAAAUAUU